Molecule: messenger RNA, 2108 nt
Organism: Gossypium raimondii (Peruvian cotton)
Lineage: Eukaryota; Viridiplantae; Streptophyta; Magnoliopsida; Malvales; Malvaceae
Product: serine/threonine-protein kinase-like protein At3g51990
Exons: 1
Coding region: 496-1815 (439 amino acids)
Biological process (GO): protein phosphorylation
Cellular component (GO): plasma membrane
Molecular function (GO): ATP binding; protein kinase activity
Source: RefSeq, a predicted model, not a curated record
AAAUUAGUAGAGAUUAGUUGAUUUUAGCAAAAUGAGUUGCAAGAUUGUGAUGUGUUGGUGUUGGAGGGUGAAUACUUUUUAGUUACACAUUUCAUGGCACAAUUGAUGUGUUCAAAACCCCUCGGGAUUCCAAUUGGGUGGGCCUCUCUCUCCGAUGAUCAGCUGUAGACCUAGGCUUGAUGCCAUUGCCAUAUCCCUAAAUGUAACCUCCCCUUUCCAACCCAACAUGAAAAUGAAAAAGUAAACAAUAAAGAAACACUGCCACUUCAUAUAUUUCCAAAAGCCCCUUUCCUUUCCUCUCCAAGAUAGAAAGACAGGAAAAGAAAAAAAUAAAAACUUCAAUUUUCCCUCUUCAGUCUUUGAUGCAUUUGCAGCCCAGUAAUGAAAUGAUAUAAUUGUUCAUUCCUGAUUCAUAUUUCCUGUAGCCUGUCAAAAUUCCCGUUUCACAAACAAGACUCAGAAAGAAAGAAGUAACUUUUCGUGGUUUGUUUUUUGAUGGGUUACCUUUCUUGCAAAGCAGACUCAGCAGUGUCCAUAAUCUCCACCUCCACAACCAAAGGUGUCACCAACAAGCAGGAAAAACCCAUCAAGAUCCAACAGUUCGAAUACUCUGACCUUGAAGCCGCCACCAAUGGGUUCUCCGACCAAAGGCUUCUAGGCAAAGGUAGCCACGGCUCCGUCUACAAGGCUGUUCUCAGGGGACGCCACGUUGCCAUCAAGAAACCAUCUUUAAGAAACCAAGAAACCAACCCGGAAGCUGAUAACGAGAUCGAAAUCUUGUCCAACAUUCAAAGUCCCGGGUUGGUGAAUCUUCUUGGCUUUAGUAAUGACGCUAAAGAUCGUUUAUUGGUGGUAGAAUUUAUGAGUAAUGGCACCUUAUAUGAUGUUCUUCACACUUCCUCUUCUUCAAGGCCUUUGAAUUGGGGUCGAAGAAUUCGAUUAGCCUUGCAAGUUGCCAAAGCCUUAGAGACACUUCACUCACAAAAACCCCCCAUUAUUCAUAGAGAUGUUAAAUCUGCAAAUGUGUUAAUCGAUAGGAAUUCCAAUGCCAGGUUGGGUGAUUUUGGGUUGGCACUCAGGUGUGGUGUUGAUGAUUAUAGGCUUAGAUCAACCCCUCCAGCUGGAACCAUUGGGUAUCUUGAUCCAUGUUAUGUGACCCCUGAUAAUCUUAGUACAAAAACUGAUGUUUUUAGCUUUGGGAUCUUGUUGUUAGAGAUUAUUAGUGGUAGAAAAGCUAUUGACAUUGCACAUUCACCACCUUCCAUUGUGGAUUGGGCAAUUCCUCUUAUAAAGAAAGGGAAGAUUGUUGCAGUAUAUGAUCAAAGGAUUGCACCUCCUGCGGAUCCUAUUGUUAGGAAGCAGUUGGCUGUCAUAGCAGCUAAAUGUGUGAGGUCCUGCAGGGAGCGGCGGCCGGCAAUGAAAGAGGUGGUUGGUUGGUUAACAGGGUUGAGCAAAUUGGUUCCUCUACAUCUAUGGAAUGGUUUUAACAAUCCAUGUAUGAUGGUGGAAACAAUGGGGCGUCCUGUUGAGUGUAGGAACGCCGAGGAUGCCAUGGAUGGUAAAUUUGGGAGGCAAAACUUAAGGGACUCGCGCAGAGUCUUUUCAGAUUUGGGGUUCAGAAGCAACCUGAUGGAACUAAUGGGCAUGAGCAUGAGUGGUGUUGAGGGAGAGUGUGGCUCUGACCUUGUUGGAAUUGGAACAAAAUCAGGGAGCAGCAAAAGAUAUGGUGAAGAUAAGAACGGUGGUUUCGGUUUGAGGAGGAAUCGAUCAGCCGGAGAAACUUCUCAAGGUGAUGUAUUUGCUCGAUUGCUGUAGGUGACAUUCAGUAGUAUAUCAUGAACAUUGAAAUGGUUGGCAAUGAAGCAAAGUCGAGGCUUCCAAGUUUCAGUUGCUUGCACCCCACCCCAAAUCCAUGUGUAUUUUACUUGUUGGUAACUUGUUUUUGGUGAUUUCAACCAUAUCCAAAGCUUCUUUGAAUUGUUAAAGUUGUGUUCAUUUUGUAUGUAAGAUGAGGACAUGGCUAAUGUCCAUUUCUUAGGUUGUUAAUCUUGUUUUUGCUGCAAAGCAUACAAUUGACGAAUCCAUGCAUGAUGAGGUGAUUCAAAAUA